Molecule: messenger RNA, 1885 nt
Organism: Syngnathoides biaculeatus (alligator pipefish)
Lineage: Eukaryota; Metazoa; Chordata; Actinopteri; Syngnathiformes; Syngnathidae
Gene: ntmt2
Product: N-terminal Xaa-Pro-Lys N-methyltransferase
Exons: 7
Coding region: 479-1528 (349 amino acids)
Biological process (GO): N-terminal protein amino acid methylation
Cellular component (GO): cytoplasm
Molecular function (GO): N-terminal protein N-methyltransferase activity
Source: RefSeq, a predicted model, not a curated record
ACUCCUUCCUUUUCCAGUCCAAUGAUCUCCUUUGGAUAGAUAUCCUUCUGAACGGCCCAUAAGAUGACCUUCUUGGCUGCUUCUAGUUCCUCUGAGGUGUCUGUCAUCAAGUAAAAGAUCAAGGGCACAAUAUUGCGCCUUUGUGAUGUAGUCCUGAGUCCCAUGAUGUGUGAUGUGUGUAUGUCAGUUAGCCAAGGAGCCUCUCUGUGCUUGAUGUGCUGUUGGUCGGGUCUUCAAUAUAUGCAGUUAGAAACAUAACGUCAUCCACCUUGCAUUACUUGGCAGUGUAAACGCCACAUGGUGUCAGAAGAAAUGUGGAUUUGAGCAAUGGAAUGUCAGACGUGAAAAAGAAAGAGCCCAAGUGUGCAUUGCCAAAGCAAAGUUUAUUCCACCAGAGCAGUUUGACUUCUCAAAGCCCGGAGUAUGGCCUGACUGGAAGCAACGAUUCAUAAAGUGUAACAGGACCACAAACAGUGAAAUGGAGAUUUUACUUGAAGACGGAAACAGCUCAUCACCAAACCUCGAGUACAAGGGAGUUCACCAAGCUUUUAAGGAUCGCUGGAAAGAGACAGAUGACACAAUGUGUCGGCACAGCAUGUCCUUUCACUUACAUCACACAGUGAGGAGCGACUUCUUUGCCAGCUACCUGUACCUUUUGGAGACUAUUCCUCUUGUGAAACUGUUUCCUGUCACAUGUGAGUACAUCCAAGGAGUGAAACAGUUCUACUAUAGAGCUCAACAGUUCUAUGAGGGUGUACCAGCCUCAGAAGAGGGAAUGAUGGGAGACUUUGUGGAGAUAUCCAAUGUGGAUCUAGAAGCUUCCCGCCAGUUUCUAAAGAGGUUUGUGCUUCUCGUCAACCCUCAGCCUCCAGAUGCAAAGUUGAGGGCCCAGUCCCGGAAAGGGUCUCAAGUGCCGUGGCCACGGUCUUUGCCUGGAUGUCAACUCAGCCCCUGGAAACCUCAGGAGGUUGCCACGUUAUCUAGGGCAGAACAACACAUUUCUUUAUUGGAAGCAAAGGGCCCUGGGAAAGCUGGAAAUCACUGCGCCCUGGACUGUGGCUCCGGUAUUGGCCGUGUGACCAAAGGAGUUCUACUUCCAGUGUUUGAGAAAAUGGAGAUGGCAGACAUGAUGGAGCACUUCCUCCUCCAUGCACAUGAGGAUUACCUCGGUGAUGAUGCAGACCGCAUUGAGACCUACUAUUGCUAUAAGCUACAAGAAUUUACACCUCCAAAAAGCAAGUAUGACAUCAUCUGGAUGCAGUGGGUGGCAUGCCACCUGACAGACAAAGACCUGAUGAACUUCCUUAUUCGCUGUAAGAGGAGCUUAAGUUUAAAUGGUGUUAUUAUAGUAAAAGAUAAUAUGGCACGACAGGGCUGCAUGUUGGACCCCAUUGACAGUAGUAUUAGUCGACACCUGGACAUCAUGAAGAGCAUUAUAUACAAGGCUGGCCUCGAGAUCUUGUCUGUUGAAAGGCAGGAGGGAUUUCCAGAUGUCAUGAUGCCUGUAUGGAUGAUUGCAAUGAAAUAAAAGUUAGGCUGGAGGCAAUUAAUUUUGAUUAGACAGAUGUAUUUAGUUCGUAUAGUAACCUGGAUCUUAUUUUGAUAAUAGGCAUCAAAACACAGUCAACAUUUUUCUCAUUUUCAUUUUAUUUUAUUAUUUUGUUGUCAAAGGUUCCUCGUGUUUGUAUCGGUGGAUUGGCAACACAAAGAUAUGCCAAUUCAUGGCAGGGAUGAAAAUUAGAUCAAGUGACAUUUGAAUCUUCCUCACAGUAUUUUUGAUGCAUUUAUACAUGCUUGUGUCUCCACUUAUAAUAGCUAGUAAUUAACCAAAAGCUAAGGACAUCUUGCGAAGGUUUGUCUUAUGAAAACAGUUGUUUGAAUUCAA